AUGGGUAAACAGGAUGAUCGGAUCGAAUCUGAUAGGACUGAUAUUGACGGUGUCAGCCAGCCAAUGGAGAUGCAGCUUCAAGCACAGCCCGACUGCUUGGCUGCAACAACACGGUCAUUCGCCGCUAGUAGUAGUACACUCAGGUUCUCGCCUCCAUUCUGUCGAAAAACCUCUACGCUACCAGGCUAUCACAUCCCAAACUCGAAGUGGGAAGAAUUUUCCAGACAAUUGACUGCUGCCGCCCAGCAACCUAUGGGCGGCAGUCACCCCAGUUUCAAUUCUUUUACAGUGGCCGAUCUCACCCAUCACGACUUGAACGCAUCGAAUUCUGGCGUCCCGCUACAACAUCGUGAUCAUGACAACUAUGGCUAUGACCACAGACAAUCUUACAAUCACAAUCACGCCACAGACCCCUACAACGUUAACUUGAAUGUUGUCAACAAUCCCUACAACUACAACGCCGGCGACAGCCAGCAGCAGCCUGAAUGGCCAGUACAAACUCCAGUAUUCCAAAACCCUUCCAACCUACCCCCCAACCUUCCAAAUCUACCCUUGUGGCCAAUCCAUGCUCAAGGACAUGUCGGUUCGUCGUCGCACACUACUAGUAAUCCGCUUUCGGCCCUUGAGGUUCCAACUCAUCCUUUUGACUUUCCGCUUGAUUCCGUUCACCAGAAGUUGAACCGAAGGCCCAGAGAUUUUAAGCCUCAGCAUGACUAUUACACAGCAGUAGCAUCCCGACGACAGUCCAACUCCAAACGUAGUACGGGCGUCGUACAGCCUCAGUCUAUACCAGACUCUAUCCGAGUCAUUCAGAUGAUCGUUUUACCACCGCAGUUGAUUGAACAAGUGAAGGCGCAGGCCUACACGAACAUGAUGAGACUUACAUUUGAGAACACCUUCUUCCCCACCGAUGACACUUUAACGGAUUGA
Suillus discolor is the source of this 930-nucleotide messenger RNA. RefSeq lists its product as uncharacterized. The record is from RefSeq and is a predicted model, not a curated record. Lineage: Eukaryota; Fungi; Basidiomycota; Agaricomycetes; Boletales; Suillaceae. The coding region runs from base 1 to 930 and encodes 309 amino acids. The transcript is spliced from 3 exons.